Drosophila takahashii is the source of this 3049-nucleotide messenger RNA. It is a transcript of the gene EDTP, whose product is annotated as Egg-derived tyrosine phosphatase. Gene Ontology annotation, biological process: dephosphorylation. The record is from RefSeq and is a predicted model, not a curated record. NCBI's taxonomy places the organism in Eukaryota, Metazoa, Arthropoda, Insecta, Diptera, Drosophilidae. Gene Ontology annotation, molecular function: phosphatidylinositol-3-phosphate phosphatase activity.
UUUUUGUUGUUUUUUUUGUUCGCUGUUUGACGUUUGUCCGUUUGUCGCUUUCUUCCGCUGCGGAUAUAAAAUACUACGAAGCACACUUUAUUACAAACGGAAUUGCGGGCGCAUCGAAGGCAACAACGACGAGAGCAACAACAAUAGAACCGUGAGCGCAGGGCCAAUUAGAUAGCGUUUGCGGCCGCGAAUUUUUGAUGACGUCGCCGUCUUCUUUUAGGGCGUAAAAAGCAAGGCAAACAAACGCGAAACGCGAAGUGUAAACGGCGUAGAAGCGAUAAAAGCGACUCAAAUACGCAGCAGAUAAAACACAAUAAGAGAAAAUAAAAAAGCAAAUUCGGCAUCUUUUUGCGAGUGUAACAGUGCAAAGUGAGCGUGUGUGCGUGUGUGUGAUUAGCGGAAUAAAAAGGAAUCGAACGGUAAAUGCAGUGCCGCAAAAAUGUGCAGCCUGACGCUAAACAACAUGGUCAACGUAACGCAGCAGGACCUACACGAUCUAUUGGAAACUUUCGAAAAAAAGUCCUUCGAGGCGGCGGCCUUUGAGGAAGGAACGGCGGAGUACGAAAUCUCCAAGAAAUGCGAAUACCUGUUUAAACUCGACUACAGCCUCAUUGAGCUGGACAACACGAACGGACUGCUCAGUCCGCGUUAUCCAGGCCGAAUACUCAUCCCUGAAUGCGAGCACGGACACAUGGCCAAGACGCUGAUACCGGGCAAUGGUCUGUUUGGGCCAGUUGGUGGUGGAUUACCAGGCGGAGGAGGAGGUUCCUCCGGAACCACAGCUACAGCCACGCCGCUGAACAGCAGUGCAGGAAGCACCGGAAGCGAGGGAGUGGGCAUCCAAGCCUUCGUGACCUUCGCCAAUCCCCUGCAGACGCCACAGCAACAUCCUCUCCAGCAGUCACAUCCCCUCCACGCGCAAUACCCCACCCAGCAGCCACAUCCUCUCCAGCAGCAGCAGCAGCAACAGCAGCCAUCGCAACAGCAGCCACAGAAUACCAUAUACGAGGACCAGUACGAUAUUCAGCGGAUGAGGGAGCUGGUCACGAUGGCCAAGUACGCGAGAUGCCGGCAAAGAUUCGCCGUGCCGGUGAUCAUGUACCGUGGGAAAUACAUCUGCCGUUCGGCUACCCUCUCCGUAAUGCCGGAAACCUACGGCCGGAAGGUGGUGGACUAUGCCUACGACUGCCUGAGUGGCGGCAACUACACAUCGCCCAACGGCGAGGAGAACGAUGCGGACUCCACGGACGAGUCGCUGAUCACCCACAUGCACGAUCAGGCGCAGUCGCAGUUCAGCUACGACGAGGUCAUCAAGAGUGAUAUCCAGCUGCUCCACACGCUCAACGUCUCCACCAUUGUGGACCUGAUGGUCGAGAACCGCAAGAUCAAAUACUUUAUGGCCGUUUCCUCAUCCGAAAAAGCGGAUCCAAACAAGCACUACAAGAGCUUCAAUCUGCUUUCACUCCCCUAUCCCGGCUGUGAGUUCUUCAAAAAGUUCCGGGACAACAACUACAUGGCGCGCAACCUGCACUACAACUGGAAGCAGUCGUUCAACGAUGCGAAUAUCAACAUUCCCAACAUGGGACCCGCUGCGGAUAUCGAUGUGGUGUGGCCGGAGUACCGGGAUUGGGAUCUGGUGGCCAUCACCCAGAACUACUUGAGGGCGACGCUGAAAUAUGUGCAGGAGGAGAGCUCCGGCCUGCUGAUUCACUGCAUCAGCGGCUGGGAUCGCACUCCCCUGUUUGUCUCCCUGGUCAGGCUAUCCCUGUGGGCCGACGGACUCAUCCAUCAGUCGCUGAACGCCAUGCAAAUGGCGUACUUCACACUGGCCUACGACUGGUACCUGUUUGGCCAUCAACUGCCCGAUCGCCUGAAACGCGGCGAGGACAUCAUGUUCUUCUGCUUCCACGUGCUCAAGUUUAUCACGGACGAGGAGUACAGCAUUGUGGAGCACAGGAAACGCACCAAGACCUCGAGCAGCAGUGGGAGCAGUGUCAUAGUGAUCAAAUCCGACUGCUGCGACGAUGAACCGCUCAAGGAGGACUACAUCCUGGCCUUCGAUCAAGAUAGCAACGACAGCUACUCAAACUGUUCCAACUGUGAUAUGUCCAUAACAGAUAACUUCUAUGCCACCACGCCGGCGCAAGUCAAUCCGCUGACCAGCAGGUCGCCGAAUCCCAAGAGAUCCCGAACCAGCCCUAUUUCAGUGCCCGGAUCGAAUGCGCGGCAGAGACAGGAGUCCACGUCCUCGAAUGGCAGCUGGCAGGUGGUCACCGACACGGGCUCCAUUGACUCCGUGAUGAACGGCAGCUACAUGAUGCGGUUUGUGGCCCAACAGGCGGCGGAUGGCGGCGGCUCCUCGAACAUUCCCCUGUACAAUGGUGGCAAUGGCUACCACUGCAGCACCAACACAGCAUCGAGCGGCAGCGGAAGUGGAAGUGGGAGCAGCAUCAGCAACGGCAGCUCAACGCACGGUUUCGCAAAUGGUUCCUCCAAAGACGUGGGCGGCAGCACCAUGGCCAGCAAGCAAAGCAUUAACUUACGAAAGCAACGCCUGAAUGCAGUGCGCGCCAUCUUCAUACAAGCCUACGGCAAGACGAUUGGACUGAAAUUCAAGGAGGGCUCCUCCAUGAACCUGGCCACCUUCAUUGGCAACCUGGCGGACCAACUGUUUUGAGGCAGCAUCAGCUAUCUCCAAUUGUUAGUUCUUUCACCCACAUUGUUUGUUUACUUGUUAAGUGCUGCGCUUUCCACCAACGACUGUAUUUCGUAUAGACCUGUUGAAUUGCGUUCUUUAGUGACUGUUGACGAUUGAUUGUGUGUAAUGUAAAGUAAAAAAUAACUGAUUACUGAUAACGUUAAACCGCUCUCCAGUUCUUUAGAUUCUCCCCCGCAUCCCCGCUCCUUGUUUGUUUAGUUGUUAGUUCUUCGAGAAUGCAAAGCAAGCGAAUUAUGUGUAAAAUGCGAUUCGGAUUAUACAAUAGCCUUAAGUUGUAAUUUAUAGUAAUGUAUUUUUUAAUAAACUUAUGUGCAUUUGAUACGAAACCAA